UGUAGAUACAUUUCGAGAAAAAAAAGAUACAAAAAAAAGGUAUAAAAGAUUGCCUCCCACAUUCAUUUAACAAAACAGUUCAUUUCACAUCAGACCCCUGACUUGAGCUUGUCGCUUUUACGUCUCUAUCUGGAUAUUAGCUUUCCCACAAUAAAUUGUCGGGUCUCUAAGGAGUUAAAUAAAAAUGCUUCAGCUCCUUUACCCUCUGCUUGUGAUAGCUUCAGGUACUCUGGGCAUUAGCAAUGUCGGCGGUGCCGAAGAGAGCUCUGUCUCAUCUACUCCACACGAACUCGAUUGGUGGCAAAGUAUGGUCCUCUAUCAAAUCUAUCCCCGUUCGUUCAUGGACAGCGAUGGCGAUGGUAUCGGCGACCUACGUGGAAUCAUAUCGAAGCUAUCGCACCUCUCCUCGUCAGGAAUCAAAGCGACCUGGUUGAGCCCCAUCUUCCAAUCGCCCAUGAUCGACUUUGGCUAUGACAUAUCCAACUUCACUGCCAUCCAUGAGGAGUACGGAACAAUGGAGGACUUUGAGGACUUAGUUGCCGAAGCAAAGAGAUUAGAUAUAAAGCUGAUUCUGGAUUUUGUGCCGAAUCACUCGUCGGAUCAGUGCGAAUGGUUUCUGAAAUCGGCAGCCCGAGAGCCUGGCUACGAGGACUUCUAUGUGUGGGCCGACGGAAGGCAUGAUGAGGAUGGAGAAAGGCAACCGCCAAAUAACUGGAAAUCGGUGUUUUAUGGCUCGGCCUGGACGUGGCAUCCGGAACGGGAGCAAUAUUACUUGCAUCAGUUCACGGCAGCCCAGCCAGACCUGAACUACCGGAAUCCCAGUGUAAUUAAGGCCAUGCAGGAGGUGCUCUUGUUCUGGCUGGAUAAAGGUGUUAGUGGCUUUCGUGUAGACGCAGUGAAUCAUUUGUUCGAAGUCGAGGACUUGAGGGACGAACCGGAGACUGGCAGCGUAAAGGAUUCUAACUCGUACGAGUUCUUGCAUCAUUAUUACACAAAGGAUUUGCCAGAGGUGUACGAUAUAAUAUACAGCUGGAGAGAUCUUCUAGAUAAAUACAAGGAGGAACACAACGACGGGCUAACACGAAUAAUGAUGACAGAAGCCUAUGCAAAUGUUACUUGCCUCAUGAAUUUCUACGAGGACGAUACCGGAGCUCACAAGGGAUCACACAUUCCAUUUAAUUUUAUGAUGAUUACGAGCUUGUUCAAGACAUCCGAUGCCAGGGAUUUUGUGUUCACAUUUCAGAGGUGGAUGACAUAUAUGCCGGUGGGUGGUACAGCUAAUUGGGUUAUUGGUAAUCAUGAUGUACCAAGAGUUGCCUCGAGGUUUGGCAAAGAAAUGGUUGAUCCUAUGAACAUACUUUUGAUGACAUUGCCUGGAGUGGCUGUCACCUACAAUGGUGAUGAAAUCGGAAUGGAAGAUUUCCGAGAUAUUGCCUGGGAAGAUACAAAAGAUCCACCCGCCUUGGCUGUUGGACCGGAAAAAUACAAAGAAGUUUCUCGUGAUCCGGUCAGGACUCCAUUCCAAUGGGAUGGUACAAAAAAUGCUGGUUUUUCAACUGCCAGCAAAACAUGGCUACCAGUUAAUCCAAAUUUCAAAACUGUCAAUCUUGCCAUGCAAAUGAAAGCCGAAAAGAGUCACUAUAAACUCUAUAAAAAACUCAUAGAGCUAAAAAGGCAACCAACCCUGGCAAAAGGUGAAUUCUACCCCAUGGCCCUGAGUCGGAAAACAUUUGCAUUCAAAAGAGAGUUGAAAGGACACCCAACAUUCAUCACUGUAAUUAAUGUGACUCCUUGGGAAGAUCUUGUAGACCUCAGACCUUUGAUGGGUGAUUCGCCAAAGGAAUUGACGAUUGUAGCCGCAGGAACUGAAUCAACUUAUACUGAAGGAAAUACUGUUUUGGUUAACAGAAUCUUCAUGGGUCCAAACGAAUCCCUGAUCCUUAAAAUACGCCCGUCAAUGUCAGAAGAACGUCGGGAGCUUAUCAAAACCAUAAUUAAGUCAGGAAAUAUAAUUUUGGUUGGAAUGCUGAUGUAUAAACUCUGGAACAACAAAUGGACUAAAUUGACUUUUAAUAAGUCCGGUUUUUAAAAAAAUAUUACGUACAAUAUUU
Messenger RNA from Eupeodes corollae, 2111 nucleotides. Its product is annotated as maltase 2-like. The coding region runs from base 185 to 2089 and encodes 634 amino acids. NCBI's taxonomy places the organism in Eukaryota, Metazoa, Arthropoda, Insecta, Diptera, Syrphidae. The record is from RefSeq and is a predicted model, not a curated record. Gene Ontology annotation, biological process: carbohydrate metabolic process. The transcript is spliced from 11 exons.